AUGGAUCCUCUAUCUAACUUUCAGUUGAUGAAUUUCUUCAGCCGAUAUAGUCCAAUCACCAGGGAGAUUUGCGAUGACGUAGUUGCUAUCAUUGCUAACGGUGGAACUAUCAAGCCCACACCUGUGCAAGGUGCACAGAGCUACACUGUUCAAGUCGGCGAUGAAACCAAUGCCUUCAUCGUUCAGUUCCGUGGUCCUCAAAAUACGCUAGAUUUUGAACACCUAAAUGCCGCGCAGGAGACUUACGGAGGAUUAGUGCCUACCUGCAAAAAUCUUGAUCAGUUUGAUCUCAAGUCAAUGCCAUUCUCCAUUCUCCAUCACCCUGAGAACUUUCAUCUUCUGGAACAGACUGUACAAGAUUUUGCUAGAUUCUGUUCUCGUGCAUGGCUGAAUCGACCAUCGCUACCCUCCUUCAACAAAGCCUCAAUUCAGAACAAUCAUUCUUCCAGCCUCGACCGCAUGAUGAACCUAUUACCAAGUCGCUUCCAUCCUUUGCUGGAUACACUUGAAAGCCAAAUCCCAUCUCUUUUCGCAGAUGAUUAUCUGAUAGUACUCAACCGUGGGGACGUCCUUGAGAAUAAUAUCCUUGUGGAUGUCAACACUGGAAAGUUAACUGAGAAUAUUCUCGGUAUUCGCAAGACAACUUGCAUGGCAUUUCAUCCACGGAAUAUUGAACUUCGUCAAAAAUUCUGGAAGACACUUUUUUAUGAGAUGGGUGAUGUGUCUGAGGAAAUCAAGAUGGUUAUUCAGACUGCGAGAAUGGUUGGGAUUGUCUUGGCUAAUGAGUUCGAUGUUGCUGAGACUUCUGAGGAGGAUCAAGUGAUGCAGCUGGCUGUUGUUGAGUCGAUGACUCUGGGUUUGUCUGAUAUUGGCGAUAAUGCUUAA
Molecule: messenger RNA, 885 nt
Organism: Penicillium malachiteum
Lineage: Eukaryota; Fungi; Ascomycota; Eurotiomycetes; Eurotiales; Aspergillaceae
Product: Protein kinase-like protein
Exons: 5
Coding region: 1-885 (294 amino acids)
Source: RefSeq, a predicted model, not a curated record